AUGGCAUCACUAAAGUCUCUUUCGCGAAAGUUUACAUCAGCAGCAUCGGCAACCCCAUUCCGCCUUGCUGUAGUUGGAAGUGGACCUGCUGGAUUCUACACCUCGCACAGACUACUGAAAGAAUGGCCAAACACUCAAGUUGACAUGUAUGACAGCCUACCAGUGCCUCAUGGUCUUGUUCGUUUUGGAGUUGCACCUGAUCACCCAGAAGUAAAGAAUGUUAUGACUACUUUUGACAAGGUUGCUGAAGAUUCUCGCUUCCACUUCCUUGGAAAUGUGACAAUCGGAAAGACUGAAGGUGGACUGACAGUCGAGGAGCUCAAGUCUCAAUAUGACGCUGUCCUUUUCUCAUAUGGAGCGAGUGAAGAUCGAAAGCUCGGAAUACCCAAUGAGGAUGUUUGGGGUGUGGAGGCAGCAAGCGCCUUUGUUGGUUGGUACAAUGGCUUGCCGGCCUACCGAGACCUUGCACUUCCACUGGAGGAUACAGACACUGCAGUAGUGAUUGGCCAAGGUAAUGUCGCGCUUGAUGUUGCGCGUAUUUUGUUGAGCCCUAUCGAUGUGCUUCGUAAAACGGACAUUACCGAGUAUGCUUUGGAGGCUCUAUCCAAGAGCAGAAUAAAGCACGUUCAUGUAGUAGGACGUAGAGGUCCUCUUCAGGCUGCAUUUACUUCAAAAGAAUUACGUGAACAAAUGGCUUUACCAAAUGUAGCAUUCAAAGCGGACCACGAGUUUAUCAAAAACGAGAUCACUGAAUCUCAGGCAAUUCUUAGCAAGAACCGCCCUCUCAAGCGUCUCAUGGGAAUUCUUGAAAAAGGCUCACCUAUUCAGAACGCUGAGAAAUCUUGGAGUCUUGAAUUUUUAAAGAGUCCAAAGGAGAUCUUGACAAACCAAGAUCGUACAGCUAUUCAUGGUAUUGAGUAUGAACUCAAUCGAUUGGAGGGUCCGUUGGAUCAGGCACGCAAGGCAGUAGGCACGGGCAUCUUUAAGCGACAGGAGUGCGGAAUGGUACUGAGAAGUAUUGGAUAUAAGAGUGUACCCAUCAAAGGAAUUCCGUUUGAUGCACGUCAGGGGCGUGUUCCAAAUCGGUUUGGAAAAGUAUUGGAGAGUGAAACCGAAGUUCCUGGGCUUUAUACCGCAGGUUGGUUGAAGAGAGGCCCGACAGGUGUUAUUGUGUCCACUAUGCAGGAUGCUUAUGAAACAGCGGAUACAAUUGUGGAUGAUCUCAAGAAUGGAAAACAAAUGCUCGAUGGAGCCAACAAAGAAGGUGCAGCAGGACUUGAGCCUUUGUUAAAGGAAAGAGGUGUAAGAGUCGUGAGCUUUGAUGAUUGGAAAAAGAUCGAGGCUGCAGAAUUUGCCGCAGGAGCCAAACUUGGCAAACCUCGUGAAAAGUUUAGUCGAGUGAAAGAUAUGCUUGCUGUCCUAGACUCAUAA
Phycomyces blakesleeanus NRRL 1555(-) is the source of this 1431-nucleotide messenger RNA. RefSeq lists its product as hypothetical. Gene Ontology annotation, cellular component: mitochondrion. NCBI's taxonomy places the organism in Eukaryota, Fungi, Mucoromycota, Mucoromycetes, Mucorales, Phycomycetaceae. The transcript has 4 exons. The coding region runs from base 1 to 1431 and encodes 476 amino acids. Gene Ontology annotation, biological process: ubiquinone biosynthetic process. The record is from RefSeq and is a predicted model, not a curated record.